Messenger RNA from Dioscorea cayenensis subsp. rotundata (Guinea yam), 1511 nucleotides. RefSeq lists its product as uncharacterized. The transcript has 2 exons. NCBI's taxonomy places the organism in Eukaryota, Viridiplantae, Streptophyta, Magnoliopsida, Dioscoreales, Dioscoreaceae. The record is from RefSeq and is a predicted model, not a curated record. Bases 188 to 1381 code for a protein of 397 amino acids.
CCCUAUCUAUUCUCCAUGUUUCCAGCUGUAUGUUUCUUUAGUGACUUUAUGCUAGAUAUAUGUAAGAAAAGUUUGAGAAAAUAAGUGAGGAAGCUCUUCUAGUCCUUGAGGAGUAAUAUUUUCCAGCAGUUGUUUGCUGCAUUUUUCUUCCUUUCUCUAACAAAAUCUGGUAUCAGAGAUCAGUUCCAUGUCUUCUACGUCUGGUACUAUGUUUUCUUACUCUCAAAGUCAAGUACCUAUCUUUGAGGGAGAAAACUAUGGGUACUGGGCUGAUCAAAUGCGUUUCUUCUUCAUAUCUCGUGAUCUAUGGGAGAUUAUUGAAGAAGGAUUUGAAGAAUCCACAGCAGCAAGCACAAGUUCAGAAUCUUCCUCUCAAAGACAAUCUCAAGACAAAGAAAAUAAGAAGAAGAAUGCUCUUGCUUUGAGCUAUUUGCAUCAAGGGGUCAGCAAAUCAAUUUAUCCAAGACUAUUUGGAAUUUCCAGCGCAAAGACUGCAUGGGAGAGGCUUCAAAAGGAGUUUCAAGGCAACAACAAAGUUGUCUCCAUUAAAUUACAAUCCUUAUGGAGAGACUUUGAAAAUAUUCACAUGAAAGAGACCGAAUCUGUAAGAGAUUUCACCUCUAAAGUUGCUGAAAUUGUGAAUCAAAUUCGGGCAUAUGGAGAUACUUUGGAAGAAAAGAAGAUAGUUCAGAAAAUGCUUAGAAGCUUGCCUUCCAAAUUUGAUCAUGCAGCUGCAGCCAUAGAAGAGUCAAAGGAUCUUUCCACUUUGACUAUGUUCGAUUUAUGUGGUUCUUUGGAAUCACAUGAAGCUAGAAUAAAGAAAUCAUCUUCCCAAUCCUUGGAACAUGCUUUUCAGUCCAAGGUGAAUGUCUCUAGAGGUGAAAACCAACUGAAAAGAAACAAUCAUGGCCAGGACAGAGGUCAAACCAGCCAAGGAAGAGGCCGUGGGAGAGGACGCAGCCGUGGAAGGGACUUCCAAUCACAACGGCAACAUAAUUCUGGUACUUAUUGUAUCAUUUGCAAAAAAACAAAUCAUGCAUCGGCAGAUUGUUAUCAUAAAUGCAAACAAUGCAAAAUUCCAAACCACUCCCAGAGAGAUUGCUGGCACCAAAAAGGAGAAAGGCAAGAAGCCAAUUUUACAAAAGAACAUGAAAAAGAGCAAGUGUUCCUUACUUGUUUGAAUGCUUCAACAAAAGAAGAUAAAGUAUGGUUUGUUGAUAGUGGUUGUAGCAACCAUAUGACCGGGAAUAAGGAGAUAUUUGUGGAGCUUGAUGAGAGCAUCAACAAUCAAGUGAUUUUAGGAGAUGGAAAGGCUGAAAAGAUUCAAGGAAAGGGUGUUGUUGCUAUUAACACCAAAACAGGCCAGCAAAGGUGGAGAUGACUACCAAUAAAGUUUUUCCUCUUUCCUUAUCAUACUCUAAAGACAUGGCAUUGCAAGCUGAAGAGGAUGAAUCUAAUUUGUGGCAUUUGAGAUAUGGCCACUUGAAUCAAAAAGGGCUGCAUUUGCUACA